UCCCACCUCUCUUACCCUGGACUUCCAGUUGGCCCUAGCUAUAAGCCCCGCCCCUCUCCGAGGGACAGCCCCCGCUCCAGUCUCCGCGGUCCCACUUACCCUAGCCCCUCCCUCGGGCAGCCCCUGGGCUGUGACCCAGCCAGCACCGCCUCUCCUAGUGGCAACUGGCUGGGAAUGGCUGAGGGGCUACCUACUGCUUGCGGCCUGCCAGGGGGAGGAGGGGGGGCGGAAAGAAGAAAGGGGGCGGGGUUGAGGGGGGCGGGCCUGGACCUGGGGAGUGAAAGCGAAAGCCCGGGCGACUAGCCGGGAGACCAGAGAUCUAGCGACUGAAGCAGCAUGGCCAAGCCGUGUGGGGUGCGCCUGAGCGGGGAAGCCCGCAAACAGGUGGAGGUCUUCAGGCAGAAUCUUUUCCAGGAGGCUGAGGAAUUCCUCUACAGAUUCUUGCCACAGAAAAUCAUAUACCUGAAUCAGCUCUUGCAAGAGGACUCCCUCAAUGUGGCUGACUUGACUUCCCUCCGGGCCCCACUGGACAUCCCCAUCCCAGACCCUCCACCCAAGGAUGAUGAGAUGGAAACAGAUAAGCAGGAGAAGAAAGAAGUCCCUAAGUGUGGAUUUCUCCCUGGGAAUGAGAAAGUCCUGUCCCUGCUUGCCCUGGUUAAGCCAGAAGUCUGGACUCUCAAAGAGAAAUGCAUUCUGGUGAUUACAUGGAUCCAACACCUGAUCCCCAAGAUUGAAGAUGGAAAUGAUUUUGGGGUAGCAAUCCAGGAGAAGGUGCUGGAGAGGGUGAAUGCCGUCAAAACCAAAGUGGAAGCUUUCCAGACAACCAUUUCCAAGUACUUCUCAGAACGUGGGGAUGCUGUGGCCAAGGCCUCCAAGGAGACUCAUGUAAUGGAUUACCGGGCCUUGGUGCAUGAGCGAGAUGAGGCAGCCUAUGGGGAGCUCAGGGCCAUGGUGCUGGACCUGAGGGCCUUCUAUGCUGAGCUUUAUCAUAUCAUCAGCAGCAACCUGGAGAAAAUUGUCAACCCAAAGGGUGAAGAAAAGCCAUCUAUGUACUGAACCCAGGACUAGAAGGAAAAUAAAUGAUCUAUAUGUUGUGUGGA
Messenger RNA from Pan troglodytes (chimpanzee), 1100 nucleotides. RefSeq names its product proteasome activator subunit 2 (gene PSME2). The transcript has 11 exons. Gene Ontology annotation, molecular function: endopeptidase activator activity. The record is from RefSeq and is a predicted model, not a curated record. Gene Ontology annotation, cellular component: cytoplasm; nucleoplasm; proteasome activator complex. Gene Ontology annotation, biological process: regulation of proteasomal protein catabolic process; regulation of G1/S transition of mitotic cell cycle; positive regulation of endopeptidase activity. The coding region runs from base 337 to 1056 and encodes 239 amino acids. Lineage: Eukaryota; Metazoa; Chordata; Mammalia; Primates; Hominidae.